AUGAAUCGACCAUCACACGAAGAUGACGGCUGGGACCACCCGGAAUGGAAUCAGAAUCCACCUGCGCUGGCUGGAGACAUGACCACGAGAAAUGACUUGAAUGGCAUUGUCAAUUCUCGACAAAACCGUGACCGGAGGAUAGAUGAUGACGACUUAAAUCGCAUCCAUCCAGAGCCGUACGAACUCACCGAUAUGAAUGAGAAAGGCAAGAGCCUGCCUCGGGUCACGGAAGACCCGUACCCUGGCCCUAGUGGCCAACAAAUGGAACGCUUGUCGUCUUCGUCGACAUUGCGUUCCAACGAGAUGCCUGUGUCUGAUGGCAGGCAUCUCGGCAAACGCAUCAAGGACGUUCUGGCCAAAUAUGCGAAAUUCGUCGGUCCAGGCGUCAUGGUGUCGGUUGCUUAUAUCGAUCCUGGAAACUAUUCUACUGAUGUUGCAGCUGGCGCUUCUUUCCGGUUUAAGCUUCUUUUCAUAGUCUUCAUGUCCAACCUUUUUGCAGUCUACCUGCAAUGCUUGUGCGUCAAGUUGGGCUCAGUCACCGGCAUGAAUCUGGCAGAGAUGAUCAGAGCUCACUGUCCUCGAUGGCUGAACUGGAUUCUUUACCUUUUCGGAGAGGCAGCCAUUAUCUGCACGGAUAUUGCAGAAGUGAUCGGUACUGCUAUUGCUCUGAAUCUUCUUUUCCAUAUCCCUUUGGUAGCUGGCUGUGCCAUAUCCAUUGCGGACGUCCUUGUGAUUCUAUUAUUCUACAAACCGAAUGGCACUGUGCGAGGCGUGAGAAUCUUUGAAGGCUUCGUUGCUUUGUUGGUACUUGGUGUUGUGGUAUGCUUUUGCUACCAGCUUUCCUUGAUUACCAACACGUCGGUUGGUGAUGUCUUCCGUGGCUAUCUUCCAUCUUCAGCUAUAGUCAAAUCCCAAGGCCUGUACCAGUCAUGUGGUAUUCUGGGUGCAACUGUCAUGCCUCACUCGCUCUAUCUAGGCUCGGGAAUUGUACAGCCUCGCCUCAAGGAAUAUGAUAUGCAACACAACAAUAUCCCGGCACCCUCCGAUGACGACGAUGAUAGUGGCCCGGCUAAGUACCGUCCCAGUGUGGCUGCUGUCAAAUCUUGCAUGAAAUAUUCCAUCGUCGAGCUGUCAACAUCUCUCUUCAUCUUCGCCUUGUUCGUCAACAGCGCCAUUCUUAUCGUCGCAGGAGCUUCGCUUUACAACACCGAUGCCGCUACUGCUGAUCUGUUUGGCAUCCACAAGCUGUUGGCUCAUCAACUCGCUCCCGUAGCAGGAACGAUUUUCGCUCUUGCUCUACUUCUUUCUGGUAUCUCAGCUGGUAUCGUCUGUACGAUCGCAGGUCAGAUGAUCUGCGAGGGGCAGUUGACAUGGUCAGUCAAGCCCUGGGUACGCCGCUUGAUGACACGUUCCAUCUCCAUCACACCUUCCAUCAUCAUCGCUGGUGCCGUGGGUGCAGAGGGGCUCUCCGCCGCGCUUGAUGGCUCGCAGGUUGCUCUGAGUGUUAUUCUGCCUUUUGUCAGUGCACCUCUGAUCUACUUUACCUGUCGUGAGAGAUACAUGACCAUGUCUGCGAGCAACGGCGACCUCAUCAGUAUGCGCAACCACUGGUUCACUGCUAUUAUUGCGGUCCUCAUCUGGCUUGUCAUUGUCGUUAUGAACGUCGCGCUUUUGGUAUUGUUGGGUUUGGGAGAG
Molecule: messenger RNA, 1695 nt
Organism: Aureobasidium melanogenum CBS 110374
Lineage: Eukaryota; Fungi; Ascomycota; Dothideomycetes; Dothideales; Saccotheciaceae
Product: natural resistance-associated macrophage protein
Exons: 2
Biological process (GO): intracellular manganese ion homeostasis; iron ion transport
Cellular component (GO): membrane
Molecular function (GO): cadmium ion transmembrane transporter activity; manganese ion transmembrane transporter activity
Source: RefSeq, a predicted model, not a curated record